Molecule: messenger RNA, 1427 nt
Organism: Elaeis guineensis (African oil palm)
Lineage: Eukaryota; Viridiplantae; Streptophyta; Magnoliopsida; Arecales; Arecaceae
Source: RefSeq, a predicted model, not a curated record
CAGUUCCAAGCCUGCUCUCCCCGGGGAUUAAACCAGACCGUCUCUCUCCUCCCUGUUUCCUGCCGCCGCCAUGGUCGACGUGGACUGGCGGAUGGCGGCCCUGACCCCGGCCCACACCGCCGGCCUCCGCCGUCUCUGCACUCGCGCCGCCACCGCCUCCGCCCCCUCCUCCUCCCGCAACGGUCUCCUCUCCUUCUCCCCCCUCGCCGAGGCCCUCAUCUCCCACCUCCGCUCCUCCGGCGUCCCCCUCCACCCUGGCCUCUCCGACGCCGAGUUCGCCCGCGCCGAGGCCGAGUUCUGCUUCGCCUUCCCCCCAGACCUCCGCGCCGUCCUCUCCCUCGGCCUCCCCGCCGCCCCUGGCUUCCCGGACUGGCGCUCCCGCCAUCGCCUCCAUGCCACACUUGAUCUCCCUGUCGCUGCCAUCUCCACCCAGAUCGCCCGCCACGCCUUCUGGCCCCGCUCCUGGGGCCCCCGCCCCGCCGACCCCGAGCGCGCCCUCCGCCUCGCCCGCUCCGCCUUACGCCGCGCCCCCCUCCUCAUCCCCCUCUUCGGCCGCAGCUACAUCCCCUGCCACCCCACUCUCGCCGGAAACCCCGUCUUCCUCGUCGACGAGGCCCGCAUCUCCUGCUGCGGCUUCGACCUUGCCGACUUCUUCCGCCGCGAAUCCGCCUUCCACUCCCCUUCCCCCCCUCCCGAUCUCUUCCUCCGGCGCCAGCGCUCCGCCUCGGUCGCCGCCGACAAGCCCAUUCGCCUUUCCCUCCCCCCCUCCGCCUCCCGCCGCAGCCUCGACUCCAUCGCCGGCAAGGCCCCCCGCUGGAUCGAGUUCUGGAGCGACGCCGCCGCCUCCGACCGCCGCCGCCGGAGCUCCUCCGCCUCCUCCACCUCCGAUCCGGAGCGUUUCUUGGAGAUCCGGGCCCCCGCCAGGAGUCUUCCGGCAUGGGUCGGUACCUACCUGGACAUGAUCAAAUCGGUCCUGAUCGACGGCGGGUGGGGUGAGUCAGAGGCAGCGGAGAUGGUCGAGGUGACGGCGUCCGGCCUCCUCGACGGCGCCGCCUCCGUCGUCCUCGACAGCCAGGCGGUUCUCGACGCCCUCCUCCUUAAGGCGGACCGCUGCUCCGACUCGCUCCGCAGGGCCGGGUGGACCUCCGAGGAGAUUACCGACGCGCUCGGCCUCGACUUCCGUCCGGAUAGACGGCUGCAGCGCCCGCCUUUAAAGCUCCCGCCGGAGAUCGCCGUCAAGUUCGGCAAGCUCGCUGAGGCGGUUUCCCGAUUCUAGCACAGCGGUCACCAGAUCCAUUUCUUUUUAUCCUUUCUUAGUUUCUUUCUCUUAUUUCGGAUAAGAAAUCCUUGUAGCCGUAGGCCCUAGUUGUAGUGGUACUUUAAAGAAGCGUAUAAAUAUAAAUACACAAAAAAGGAGGCUAGAAAAA